Megalops cyprinoides (Indo-Pacific tarpon) is the source of this 2961-nucleotide messenger RNA. RefSeq lists its product as uncharacterized. The coding region runs from base 1 to 2961 and encodes 986 amino acids. NCBI's taxonomy places the organism in Eukaryota, Metazoa, Chordata, Actinopteri, Elopiformes, Megalopidae. Gene Ontology annotation, biological process: peptidyl-threonine phosphorylation; peptidyl-serine phosphorylation. The transcript has 25 exons. Gene Ontology annotation, cellular component: nucleus. The record is from RefSeq and is a predicted model, not a curated record. Gene Ontology annotation, molecular function: ATP binding; protein serine/threonine kinase activity; protein serine/threonine/tyrosine kinase activity.
AUGGGGAUCAUUAAGGACAGGGAUGACUUUAGCAAAUGGCAGAGGAUGCAAUUAGUCCUCAAGCAGGCAGCAGUACAAAGCCAUGUGAAAAUCCUCAUCCCAAAAUACAGCGGUCUGAAGCCCAACAUAAGCAAGAAGGUGUUGAAUGGCAUGGGCCACGUCACCCUGCCCAGGGCUCAGGCAGCAGCCCCCUCUAAGUACUGUGUCCUGCCGGAAAUAACCAAGAAGGUAGCAGAGGGCGGCCACCACAUAGAUCAGGCUCAGCCAAUAGCUCUCCCGAAGUACCAUGUUGUGCCAGAAAUAGCCAAGAAGGUGGCAGAGUGCAGCCAACGAUUGGACCAGAAGGAGAGGCUGAAGGUCAGCACAUUAAGAGCCACAGAGGAGAAUGUCCCCAAUGAUUCAGAGGAGAAGAUGAGGGCCUACGAGGGCCUAACACUGCCCAUGUCACCUGCAGCUGCUCUGAGGAUCUUCCAGGACUAUCUGACAAGCUUUGAGCAGAGGGAGAUCUUGGACUUCCCUGAGAUCUGGUAUCUGGGCCUGGAGGCUGAGAAGAUGACCCCUGAUUUUCCUGAGUACUCGGAGGACUCCGACUUUGAUGACUGUGUGUAUUUUGGCUCUGAUGUGGACUCGAUCUACGAUGACAUCGGAGGCAUCUACAUCCCGGUCCUGCACGAUCACAUUGCCUACCGCUAUGAGGUGCUGGACAAACUUGGCCAGGGGUCCUUUGGUCUAGUCCUCAAAUGUCUGGAUCACAAGACCAAGGAACUGGUGGCUAUAAAAGUCAGCCACAAUGAUAACAGUGCCAACCACACGGCCCUUCAGGAGAUUGAGAUCCUGAAUGUGAUCCGGAGGGAGGACCCUGAGAACCGCUACAAUGUCAUCCACAUGAAGGAGUACAUGUACUUCCGGGGUCACCUCUGCAUCGUCUUCGAGCUCCAGGGAAUGGACCUGUAUGAGCUGAUUAAGAGGAACAACUUCCGGGGUUUCACCUUGUCCCAGACCCACCACUACGCUGCCUCACUGGUCACCAGCCUACAGAUGCUGCACAGGCAGAGGAUCAUUCACUGUGACCUGAAGCCGGAGAACAUCCUUCUGUCAGGGAAAGGACAUGGGAACAUCAAGUUAGCUGACUUUGGUAGUAGCUUCUAUGAGCACCAGAAAGUGCAGCCCUAUGUGCAGAGUCGGUUCUAUCGUGCCCCAGAAGUGAUCCUGGGCCUUCCCUUCGGCAAAGCCAUUGACAUGUGGAGUCUGGGCUGCAUCCUGGCUGAGCUAAACACUGGCUUCCCCCUCUUCGCUGGGACCAACGAGGCAGACCAGCUCACCUGCAUCAUGGAGGUGCUAGGAAUGCCCCCAGAACACAUUAUCCAGCAAGCCCCCCGAAGGAAGCGAUUUUUUGAUUCCAGGGGCCGACCAAAGAAUUUACCAACAAGACAACCAAACUCUAGGGACCUGGCAAAUGUACUCAAGAGCAAGGAUCUGCUGUUCCAGGAUUUCAUAAGGCGCUGUCUCACGUGGGACCCUGCUAUGCGCAUGACUGUGGAUGAGGCCAUGCAGCACGACUGGCUUCAGAGGCCACCAGGGAAACAAUGGUCAACAGGAGGAUGUGACAAGCGAGGCCUCUUCUCAUCAUUGUCGAGCCCUAAAGAGGGGCUGAGGGUCAGUACACCAUUAAGGCCCGUCAAGGAGGAUAUAAACAGUGUCUCCAACAAACCAGCAAAGAAGAUAAGCUAUGAAGAGCUAACAUUGCCCAUGUCACCCACAGUGGCUCUGAGGGACUUCCGGGACCACCUGACAAGCUUGGAACAGAAGGAGAUCCUGGAAUUCUCAGAGAUCUGGUACCUGGGCCUCGGUACUGAGGAGAUGACAAGUUCCUUGGAGUUGCCUAAGAACUAUGACGACUUAAACUCUGAUGACGUAAAUGGCAUCUACAGAGCGGUCCUACACGAUCACAUUGCCUACCGCUAUGAGGCACUGGAGAAGCUUGGGCAGGGAUCUUUUGGCAUAGUCCUCAAAUGUCUGGAUCACAAGACCAAGGAGCUGGUGGCCAUAAAGGUCAGCCACAACGAUAACAGUGCCAACCACACGGCCCUUCAGGAGAUUGAGAUCCUGAAUGUGAUCCGGAGGGAGGACCCUGAGAACCGCUACAAUGUCAUCCACAUGAAGGAGCACAUGUACUUCCGGGGUCACCUCUGCAUCGUCUUUGAGCUCCAGGGAAUGGACCUGUAUGAACUGAUUAAGAGGAACAACUUCCAGGGUUUCACCUUGUCCCAGACCCACCACUACGCUACCUCACUGGUCACCAGCCUACAGAUGCUGCACAGGCAGAGGAUCAUUCACUGCGACCUGAAGCCGGAGAACAUCCUUCUGUCAGAAAAAGGACAUGGGAACAUCAAGGUAGCCGACUUUGGGUGCAGUUUCUUUAACCAACAGACAGGGUACACUUAUGUGCAGACACGGUUCUAUCGUGCCCCAGAAGUGAUCCUGGGCCUUCCCAUUGGUACAGCCAUCGACAUGUGGAGUCUUGGCUGCAUUUUAGCUGAGCUCUACACCGGCAUUCCCCUCUUCUCUGGGACCAACGAGGCAGACCAGCUGGCCUGCAUCAUGGAGGUCCUAGGAAUGCCGCCAGACUAUAUGGUCCAAACAGCUUCCAGAGGAAGGAUUUUUUUUGAUUCUGAGGGACGGCCAAAGAACAUCACUAGGCAGCUGAACUCCAGGGACCUGGCCAGCGCACUCAAAAGCAGGGAUCCGCUGUUCCUGGACUUUGUGAGGCGCUGUCUCAUGUGGGACCCCGCUAUGCGCAUGACUGCGGACGAGGCCAUGCAGCACAACUGGCUUCAGAGGCCACCAGGGUCUGUCCUCUCACCGGAAAUAAACACGGGGAAAGGUCCUGUCAAAGAAGGAUUUAAAAAGCCCACCUCGCGUAUUAGCUGGUCAAGAAGUCAUAUCGGGAAGCUGCUGUAG